UUUAUUUACAUCAGGUUGAGUCAAACCCGUUUGUCGGAGAAAAGCUGUGAGGAUUUGUCGUCAGUCCUCAGCUCUGAGUCCUCGAGCCUCAGAGACCUGGACCUGAGUAAGAACGACCUGCAGGACUCAGGAGUGGAGCUGCUGUCUGCUGGACUCAAGAAUCCACACUGUGCCCUGGAGACGCUUAGUCUCUCAGGUUGUAUGGUCUCUGUAGAAGGCUGUUCUUCUCUGGCUGCCUCCCUGACCUCUAACCCUACCCACCUGAGAGAACUGGAUCUGAGUUACAAUCAUCCAGGAGUUGUAGGAGACAAGCUCCUGUCUGCUGGACUGAAGGACCCACACUGGAGGCUGGAGAAACUCCGACUGGAACACAUUGGCGAACAGAGACUUAAACCUGGUCUGAAGAAGUAUGCUUGUGACCUCACAGUCGACAUGAACACCGUGCACAGGAAACUGAAACUGUCCAAUGACAACAGGACAACAACGUCGGUGCUGGACACUCAGUCGUAUCCCGAUCAUCCUCACAGAUUCCACUCUUGGCCUCAGCUGCUCUGCAGCGACACUCUGAGCGCUCGCUGUUACUGGGAGGUGGAGUGGGCGGGGCGAGUGAAUGUGGCGGUGACAUACAAAGGACUGUGUCGGCGGGAAGAGAGCGCCGCCUCGCGGUUGGGACGAAACAACCAGUCCUGGAGUCUGAUCUGCUCCGAUGUGGACGGUUACUGUGUGUGGCACGAUCACAAGAGGCAGACGUGUCCUCUCCCACCCUCACCCUCUCACAAAGUAGCUGUGUAUUUGGACUGUCCUGCCGGGACUCUGUCCUUCUACAGCGUGUCUGGGGACGCGCUGAUCCACCUACACACCUUCAACACCAAGUUCACCGAGCCGCUCUACCCGGGGUUCGGGUUUGCGUACGAAUGGCCUGGUUCUUCUGUGACUCUGUGUUCAGUGUAGCAGGGAUCUACGUGACAUGUAUGUCACCGAGGUUUUCUGAUGUGGUUGUGUUUGUAAAAACCAGUUCAGGUGAAUCCACCAACAUGCUUUUAAUCCACAUGCAAGAAUGAAUAGCAGUUGGUGGUUUUUGUUCCUAUUGGUGUUUUUUGUAUAUAGAUAAAAACUGUGCUUCCAUUCAAUCAAAACCAAGGUAUUGACUUGUUUUCUUUUUUUGAUAUCGGAGAGUCUUUGGUACUUUUACGUUUCUCACACAACAGGACCGUGAUCAGGUGUUGGUGAUAAAUAGCUUUAUAAAUUGAAAGGUUGAAAUUAUAGUUUUUAUUUGGGUGAUACUGACUUCUUAUUAUCCAGUAGAGUGUCUGAU
Molecule: messenger RNA, 1315 nt
Organism: Solea senegalensis (Senegalese sole)
Lineage: Eukaryota; Metazoa; Chordata; Actinopteri; Pleuronectiformes; Soleidae
Product: neoverrucotoxin subunit alpha-like
Exons: 4
Molecular function (GO): protein binding
Source: RefSeq, a predicted model, not a curated record